Messenger RNA from Botrytis fragariae, 1737 nucleotides. RefSeq names its product putative co-chaperone-curved dna binding protein a protein. Bases 1 to 1737 code for a protein of 578 amino acids. Gene Ontology annotation, cellular component: cytoplasm; nucleus. The transcript has a single exon. Gene Ontology annotation, molecular function: protein folding chaperone; protein-folding chaperone binding. The record is from RefSeq and is a predicted model, not a curated record. NCBI's taxonomy places the organism in Eukaryota, Fungi, Ascomycota, Leotiomycetes, Helotiales, Sclerotiniaceae.
AUGAACAAUUUGAUAAAAUACAAAGGAUGCCACACUCCAAACUUCACUCCUCAUUACUACAAUCUUGAUCUUCCGGCCAGUGCAACUCAAGAGGAUAUUGAACAAGCACACCGUCGCCUUCUCCAAUUAGUCCAUCCAGAUAAUUUACGAGGUCCGGAGCAAAAUAGCAAUGCCGAAACUGCCAUUCAACUUAUCAACGAGGCUUACGAGGUACUGAGAGACGACGAGAAACGUUUCUAUCAUCUAAUGGUUUGUGAAAAGACUUUUGGUUGUCGUUUCAAAUCCGAUUAUCGACAGAGGUUUGGAGUUGAUUUUUGGAACAGUCGGUGGGUAAGAAAACAUCAUGAAAUUGACAGCUUCGCGCCUAAACCGUGGCCGUGGGAUUAUGACACUUUAUCAACCGAAUUAAUGUGUCCUACCGGGAAAAAUGCCGGUUUUCAAUUUUGUACCACGACCUGGGUGAAUGUGGCUCAUAUACUUAUGGACAACCUGCUACCUUACUCUGUGAGCGACAGUAUAUGGCGUCGUGUUGAGACCUGGAGAAGUGGGAACCCUAGUAAUGAAACGAUUAAGGACGUGUAUCUCGACUUUCAAAGGGGUUGCGAUAACUUUAAGGUUCUGGUAGAAAAGAGAGAAGCUUACAUACCAUGGUCACAGAUUCCAGCAAACAUUGAUUGGCCAACUUUAGGCAGGCGUUGUUCACUAUUUUGUGUCGAUAUUUUGACUGUACCUUUCAGUAUUUUCUGCAUCAUUUUUUUCCUCUUGGCUUUAGUUAGUCUCCAGACUAUCAAGAAGCCUGAAACAAAGCGACGACGGCGAGUCUUUCGGCCCCCAUCAGCGAGAUCUAGUCGACCGUCAACUUAUCGAACAGUAGAAAAUGACAUAGCACAGUCACAAACUCAGUCUCAGACUAGAGCAUCGCAACGACAAAGAUAUUUUUACCCUUCAGAGAGAGACUAUUACGCAGAUGAAGAUUCCACACCGUUAUACAGUUUAGGAAAACCGCAAAGUUACUCUGUAAAGGAAGUCUCAAGUCGAUAUACAGAUCCUUCAGAUAAAUCAAAAUCAACACAGUUUUCCAGCGUUAUAACAAGACAGGGCCGAGCUACAAAUCCUGUUACCACUAAUUCGACAACCAGUUCAAUGUCAAGACGAAAGAAGGGCCCAAAAGAGCCUCAGCCUCGCUCCGCAAGUCCAAGUUCAAGUCCAAGUUCAAGUCCAAGUUCCUCUACUUCAGCAUCCUCCUCAACCCAAUCCCUCAACCUCAAAGCACAAAGACUACCCUCCCCCACCAACGCUUCCCAAUUUUUCUCCCUCAACCCCUCCGAAAAACACUACUACUACUCCACCAACGAUCUUCCCCUACGCGAACGACGCAAUAUCUCUACAUCCUACCCACCCACCCGUCAGCGAUACGUGCACUACGAAGACGAAAAAGACUGGGCAGACGAUGAGCGAACACCACGUCUCUGCAUGGCUUCAACAGCAACGGGAAAACAAUGUUCAAGAAGAGUUUCAUUGGUGACGCCGCUGAGUGGAAGUACUGUGGAGGCGUUGAUUAGUCCGCUUUGUUUUCAGCAUCGGCAUGUAAGGAAAUGGAUUAGGGGAGCUCACGAGAGAGGUCCACCUGUGGAGGAGAGUGUUUCUUCAGUGGAAAUGGAUAGGUUGCCGGAGGAGGAGACCACGAGGCCUUCGGUACGGUUCUUGAAUGAUGAUGAUGAGGAUGACGAGUAUUAG